Oikopleura dioica is the source of this 2265-nucleotide messenger RNA. Lineage: Eukaryota; Metazoa; Chordata; Appendicularia; Copelata; Oikopleuridae. The record is from the annotation of a GenBank genome assembly.
AUGAUAACUGAAGCGGACCUGGUUGACAGAUGCGAUAUAAACACCUCUGCGCUGUCAAUAAGCCAAAAGGCGGCUAUUACAAAAGCUGCACAAAUUAUCUCCGGUAAAACUUUCAUGCCGACAAAGGCCGACGAGCAAGGAACUAUCCUGUUCGACUUGCUCAUUGAAAUGCCCGCUGAAACUUCGCAGUUUCUAGCGGACAUUGAGCAAAGCGAGAACUUGGCCAUUACGAUUAAUAAAGAGAUGGCGGCCCUCUAUCGAAUGUGCAACGUCAACCUUAAGCCCAAACAGGCCAUCUACAACGAGGCGGAGUUGGCCGUUCUAUUAAUCGAUGCUAAGGGCGACGACGAGAAAUUAGUCGCCGAGUUCAAGUGGCUUUCUCAAAUUCUUUUUGAGAUCAAGGGAGAAAACCCCAUCAACUGCCAUCGCCACGGCAACUUACGUCACGGUGAUGAAGGAUCUACGCAUGUGGCUGCUAGAUCCCGAGUCGCUCUCGCCAUCCCGCUUGACGAACCUUGUGACUGGUAUCCGAAAGGACCUCGCGGUCCUCUUCGGAGAGAAGUCACAGGGAGUUUGAGGCUCGACGAGUUCCUCAAAAGCAGAAGACCGCCAAAACGCAAUCACAAAGCAAAAGGCGAUGGAGCUGGUGAGGGUCUUUUUCCCGACGCCGAUGAAAUGAACUCGCGGACUUACGUCGCGCUCGGUUUUGCGAAGAUCGACCAGGCGAUCGAGAAGGGCCUGGAUAACUGGGCCGAGAGCAAAAGUCCUCAACCAAAGCCCGAACCACCAAGACAAGUUGUCCAACAUCGGCCCGUCAUUACAACACCGACGGACGACGAUGGCUUUGAGGGAGGUUACAUGCAACACGUCAAAAGACGAAGAGAGAUGAACCGAAAGGCCCAAAUGGAGGCCGAGCUCCAUGUGUUUAGGCUGGAUAACGAAAAGGCAAAAGCGUGGCUCGGAGGCCUAAAGAACGGCGAAGGCCUCCCAGAUAAACGACAAGAAGUGCGCUCCCUCACACUUUAUCAAGAGGAAGAUGAUAAGUCGGCGCCUUACUGGUCGGACGCGCAAUGGAAACAGUAUUCAGUUGAAGCUUUACAGACGUUCCAAAGGGUCAUCGACGGCGACGUCGAGCCCGACUGGAACUUGGUACGAUUUCGCUCAGAAAAAGACUUCAAAUGUGGAACCUUUGCGGACAAUGUGGAUUUGUGGCUGAUCUUUAUUAAUUAUCUGCCAGAGAAACUCCGCCCGGAGGCGUACCAUGAUAUUCAUCAAGGAAUUUCAUUGUUUCAAAACCUCAUGCACGUGCCAGUUAAAAAGGCGAAGAGGUAUAAAAACUUCAAGGUGGCUUCGUACUACAAGACUAACCCAGACAACGAGCUUAAGAUGAAAUCAAGGAUGAAAGGCGAAGAUCGUUACCGAGUCGGAAAGUUCCAUUAUACAAGGCAAAUCCAUUAUCCCGUCUUCGCAGACGGUGAUAAUUUUGGUAAGCCUUUGGUGAUAAAAAACUCGAAGGGCACAAAUAAACACAUCGGAGUCAUCGCGAAUCAAAUUAAAAAGUGGAUGGAGUCGGCAGCGCUCGAAUACAGACCGCCGGAAGCAAAACAUUCGAUCCUCAUGAUGGCGAAUUGGGUAGUGGUGCCGAAGCAAGGAGAAGAGCAGUGGCGGACAUGCUAUAAUGGUGGCCCGCUCAAGGUCCUCGAAAGAUACACGCAACCGUGUCACCUUGAUUCAGCCGGCCAAGUCCUAAAAAUUUUGAAGAAGGGCGACCUUCUUUCAAAGUGGGACGAUAAAAGUGGCUUCCACCACCUCACACUCGACCCUUUCUCCCGCAACCUCGCUUUUUGCCAGCUAGGCGGAAACCUCUUUCGCUACAGAGGCGCGGCUUUCGGCCUUCCGGCCAUCCCUGGCCAUUAUCAACUAUGCAAUGGCACCCCAGUUAAUUACUUAAGAAAACAAGGAAUCAGGUGCUUUUUGUACUUGGACGAUAGGCUGUUAAUCGUGCGCCCCUCUUCUCCAGCUCAAGCCCGAAACUUCCUUAAUGGAUCCAAAACUCCAAGGGAACUUGUCGCAGCCCUUCUCCUCUUUACCUUACUCGGCACGUUCAUCAACCGGAAGAAGAGUACUCCGAGACCUUUGCAGGUCUUGGAGUUCCUCGGCUUCACGAUAAAUACGAUCGAUUGCACAAUCGCCAUCCCGAGAGCGAAAUGGGAACGCUUCAAACAGGAAGCCGCUGCAGUAAGAAAGAAAAACGUGUCCACGUGA